Messenger RNA from Neoarius graeffei (lesser salmon catfish), 1977 nucleotides. RefSeq names its product KIAA1328 ortholog. Bases 26 to 1720 code for a protein of 564 amino acids. Lineage: Eukaryota; Metazoa; Chordata; Actinopteri; Siluriformes; Ariidae. The record is from RefSeq and is a predicted model, not a curated record. The transcript has 11 exons.
CCUGGAAGUGGCGGUUUGUUUCAAUAUGGCGGCGGAUGCUGCGGGAGAAACGGGUGCUACUGGGAUUUAUUGGAUUAACGACACUUCAGAAGACGAGCAGCCUGUAGUGCGUGUUCCAGGAGUCAGUAAAAAGAUGGGACUGAAGUCUGUCUCUGUGAGCAGUAAUGAAAAGAAGGCCAAAGGGAAACCUGCCUUGGACGUUAAAGGGAGGACUGGGAAAAAAACGGGCCGAAUUACAGAUUUACCCGUGGCGAGGGCGUCUUUUCAAAAAAUCUCAGAAUUUUCGUCCAAGUCCAAAACUCCACCUCAGGAUGUCUCUCACAGAUUACACGUCAAAAGCAAGGCUUCGUUGAAGGACCUUUGUCCAGAAGACAAGCGUCGCAUCGCCAACCUGAUUGAAGAGCUGGCAAAAGUAAGUGAAGAGAAAGAGGAGUCUGUGCAGAGGCUCAAAGAUAAACAGGAGACAUUUGAGAAAAAGAUCCAACAGCUGGAAGAUCAGAAUCAACUCAUCGUACAGGAAAGAGAAAGCUUGCAGCAACAGUACAAGGAGUGCCAGGAGCUGCUGGGACUCUAUCAGAAGUACCUUUCCCAACAACAGGAGAAACUCAACCAGUCCAUCUCCCAGCUGAAUCACUCAAGCUCCCAGUGCAAGAUAACCAGCAGUGAGAGAACAUUAAACAGAGCCUGUAUUGGAAGAGGGAGAGGUGCUGCUCUCGACGGAUCUUAUUUGGACCCUAUUAAUUCGGGAAGAACAGGGUCAGCAGGUUGUGCUCACUCAAUUUUAGCUGGCGCCUGUUCUGGGCCAUCUUCCAUGCCCUCAUGCUGUAUUGUGCACGACAGAGGAAGCCAUGAAGAAGACACAGACAGUGUCCACAAGUGUACAGGGGGUGGUUGGAGCGAGCCAGUAUGUGAUCCAUACCCUAAAAGGGAUCAGGUGGCCAACGAUGCCACCAAGCCAAGAGACUCAUGGCACGGGUCGGGACUGAAAAAUGGAACCGGGUGCUGCGCAGAGCCUAGUGAGGCGGUGCUCUACAUUGGCAGGGAGGACUGGGUGGAGAAGCGCCAGCGUUUGCUGGUUCAGAAGAAGCAGUUGGAGGUGGAGAGAGAAAGGCUGCAGGCUCGACUUGCUGAGCAAGAAGAAAGGCUGUUAAAGCAGAACCAGGAGCUCAGACAGUCCCGUCUCAACCACAGCAAGUUCCAGCAAGAAUUAGAGCAGUCCUUUAAUGAAAUCCGAUUUAAUGAAGCACCUCAACCCAGCGUCACUGCAGAGCUACAUAGCGAAAGAGAAGAGGGUGGUCUUCAAGCCUUGAAGGGAAGUGUCAGACAGCCUUUAAAUGAAGUUCAUCCACAGGAACACAACCUUCAACAAGCUGAAGCCAGACUUUCGAAUGUUGCUAAGAAGGAUGUUGCCACCUCUCCUGUACAUUCCCAAAACUUCCAGAAGCCUUCUCUACACCGGGUGUUUCCCGUCAGCCAUCCCAGAACCCCCGAGUCAUCAAAGUUGGAUCCCUCUCUGAUUGAACUCUUGGAUAUUUUUAGUCCGAUUUGUAACACAGAGAGAAGCAGAGUCAGCUCGUCUACACACAGAAGUCUCACUGGCCCUCGUCAGCCUCUCAGUGCCAUUCGGACCUGGCGCAGCUCUGGGCUUUCUCCCCAAGGCCAAACACAGGCCGAGCUGCAGGAGAGUCAGAUUCUGGAGGACAUCUUCUUCAUCUGCUAAAAAAAAAUUCUUCACUCCAAGCUGUAACGAGAGCCCAAACGCCUGUUAGUGAUUUACAGGGAGCUUAAUCGCUAACCAUAAAACAACUAUUUAAUUUCUAAUUUCAUUACUGGAUUUCUAAUUAUUUGUUCAAAUGUUGGUCUGGGGCGGCACGGUGGUGUAGUGGUUAGCGCUGUCGCCUUACAGCAAGAAGGUCCGGGUUCGAGCCCCGUGGCCGGCGAGGGCCUUUCUGUGCGGAGUUUGCAUGUUCUCCCCGU